UACGGAGGCCCGGAGUGUGCGCUCAUGGCGGGCACCUGGAAACUGCUGUGCGCUUCCUUAUGGCGUAAGAGGUUCCACACUGCUGCAGGGCACUACAAGGGCCGGACAGGCGCCGAGCACCUGUGGCUGAUGCGUCAUCUGAAGGACCCCUAUGUGAAGGCUGCCAAGGUGGAGUGUUACCGCUGUCGGAGUGCCUUUAAGCUCCUGGAGAUCAACAAGAAGCAUGGGAUUCUGCGACCGGGCCUCAGGGUGUUGGACUGUGGGGCAGCUCCUGGGGCUUGGAGUCAGGUGGCAGUGCCGAGGGUCAAUGCCACAGGCACAGAUCCCGGCUCUCCUGUUGGCUUUGUGCUUGGGGUGGAUCUUCUUCACAUCCACCCUCUUGAAGGAGCAACUUUUCUGUGCCCUACUGAUGUGACUGACCCUAGAACUUCCCAGAGAAUCAUGGAACUGCUACCUGGUGGGAAGGCAGAUGUGAUUCUCAGUGACAUGGCACCCAAUGCUACAGGGAUCCGGGACCUUGAUCACGACAGGCUCAUCAGCAUGUGUCUGACCCUUCUAGACAUGGCUUCAGACAUCCUGCAUCCUGGGGGAACAGUGCUUUGUAAAACCUGGGCUGGAAGUCAGAGCCAUCGGUUACAGAAGAGACUGGCUGAGGAAUUCCAGAACACGAGGACUAUAAAACCUGAGGCCAGCAGGAAAGAGUCAGCGGAGGUCUACUUCCUGGCCACCCAGUACCGCAGAACAAAGGGCUCUGUGAAGCACUGAAGUUUCUGGCCAUUCUUUUAGAUCUUCUAUCCUGAUUCCCUGUUACUCUCAUGGGUGCUAGGUCCUUUUGAACUGAGAGUAGAGUUUGAGUUCUGAGGAGUGGCAGGGAUCAGAGCUCAGUUGAAGAGAUGAGCAGGACCAUGGGGAGCCAGUUUGGUUUUCAGAAUGGAAAAGAUAGGACAGAAUACAUCUACAGGCGACGAAAGAUAAAACACCAGCCUUCUAUAUGAUUUCUGAGGAGAAACUUAGGUAGAGACUGAAGGAUGUAAAGAGGCAGAUGGAAGAGAAGAUUAUAAUAGGUAGUGAUACAUAUACACACAUAGGCCUUUAUGUAGCUCCCCAGCUGAUAGAUCAGUGAUGGUAAGCCGUCUAGAACUUUCAAUGAUAGAAACAACACACUGUGACACACAUAAACAUAGGUUUGCCACCACUGUCAAAAGUUAGCAUGUUACAGAGGAACAGUGUACGUCUCUUGCUUUCAGAACAUAAUGCAUAGGUUUCCAGUUAUUGUGGCUAAACAGCUUAAAGUAGAAAACCCUGCAGUUUUCAUCUAGGAAUUAAUAGCUCUCUCUGGUGAAUAAUCUAGAAAUAAUUCUCCAGCAUUGAGAGUUCCCAGAGCUUUUAGCGGACAUUUGGUAUGAAUUCAUGUACAAUGGGUGUGUGUGUGUGUGUGUGUGUGUGUGUGUGUGUACAUGUGCAUGCAUUCGCGCACACAUGCUUUGAUUUGCUGAGAAUAUGUAUUGCUGUGAUACUGCAGUCUUCCAUGACCAUAAAGGUAAUUUC
Octodon degus (degu) is the source of this 1548-nucleotide messenger RNA. It is a transcript of the gene Mrm2, whose product is annotated as mitochondrial rRNA methyltransferase 2. The coding region runs from base 25 to 765 and encodes 246 amino acids. The record is from RefSeq and is a predicted model, not a curated record. The transcript has 3 exons. Lineage: Eukaryota; Metazoa; Chordata; Mammalia; Rodentia; Octodontidae. Gene Ontology annotation, biological process: RNA methylation. Gene Ontology annotation, cellular component: mitochondrion. Gene Ontology annotation, molecular function: rRNA (uridine-2'-O-ribose)-methyltransferase activity.